Messenger RNA from Oldenlandia corymbosa var. corymbosa, 2437 nucleotides. NCBI's taxonomy places the organism in Eukaryota, Viridiplantae, Streptophyta, Magnoliopsida, Gentianales, Rubiaceae. The record is from the annotation of a GenBank genome assembly.
ACGGCGGCUCGCCUAGGGUCGCAACAUUGUUUUUCUACUGCCAAAGGGAAUAUCACACUUAAUUAAUCCAUGCCAACUACCCAAUCACUCUCAAAUCAAAGCUAAAAUUGCAAAGCCAUCAAUGAUAUUUUUUUGUUUUGUUGAACAUCAUCUGCUACCAAAAGAUUCAAUUUACAUUAUGUCCCACUCAUUGACUUCUCAUCAUCUGAAGAGAGUACAUAACAGCUCACUAAUUUCUUUAAAAGCCUUUAAACAUUGGAGCAGCAAAUCAGCCAACCAUUACUAGAUCACUACUCCAAAAAUGAGCCCAGCCAUUAAUCCUGAAGAUCCCGCAGCUCAACCGACUUCCGAGAAGAAAGGCGGAUGGAUCACCAUUCCUUUCAUUUUAGGUCUGAUCAUACAUCUUAACUUCUUGUUUUUUCUUGAUUGUCACAACUCCACUGUAAUUUGAAUUAUAUAAAAUUUUAUGUGUGACAGCUACAAUGGUCGGGUUAUCGCUCGCGUUCGGAGGAUUGUUUUCGAAUCUGGAAGUGUAUCUAAUUGAAGUGUUCAACAUCAAGAGGAUCAGCGCAGCUCAAAUCACCAACUUGGUCUGCGGAUUCGUUUCUAUAAUACCAGUUGGAGCAGCCAUUUUAGCUGACUCAUUUUUCUACUGCUACACUGUGAUAUGGAUUUCUACUCUCAUCUCAUCACUGGUGAGCCACAAUUUAUCUGUUCUGUUUUUCUGAUCACCGACAUAUAAAUCUUUAAUAUACUCAUUUUCAUCAAAAUCAGGGGAUGCUGCUGUUAACCAUGACAGCAGCUUUCAGCAAACUGAGACCACCGCCUUGCGAAAUCGGGUCGAAUAUUUGCACAGAACCAAAUAAAGUGCAGCUAACUGUUCUGUAUCUAAGUCUGGCACUAACAGUUUUCGGGUUGGGCGGUAAUCGCUUCACGCUUGCGCCGAUGGGGGCAUACCAAUUGGACAAACCAAAGCAACAAGGGAGUUUCUUCAACUGGUACAUAUUUGUUAUGUACGUUUGCAUUAUUUUGAGCUCCACGGUUAUUGUUUAUCUUCAAAACAACGUGAGUUGGGCUUGGGGAUUUGGGAUUUCCACGGCUGCAAAUGCAUUAGCCCUGUUGCUGUUCAUUGUUGGCAACCGUUUCUAUCGUCAGUUGAAGCCACAAGGAAGCCCUUUUGCUGGCUUGGCUCGUGUUGUCAUCAAAGCUAUUCGAAACCGGGGCAUUAAACUCUCACAAAAUCCAGCGGAUUAUUUCCAAGACCAAGAAAGUAAGGCGCCUACUCUGCCUACAAAAUUUUUCAGGAUAUUGAAUCGCGCCGCGCUUAAAGGUACCGAAGGAGAUGCAGGGCUGAACGGAUACAUAACAAAAUCGUGGCGAAUUUGUACAGUUAGAGAAGUGGAAGAUUUCAAAGGCCUAAUCAGAUUGCUACCGCUAUGGACAAGUGCAUUGUUCGUGUCCGUUCCACUGGCCAUCCAAAUGAGCUUGGGAAUCCUCCAGGCUUUAACAAUGGAUCCUUAUAUUGGACACAAUUUCAAGGUUCCAGCCGCUUCAAUAAGCGUUUUCUUAUUCAUAGCCACUUGUAUCACUAUUCCUUUGGUAGAUCGAAUCUUUAUACCGAUGUGGAAUAAGUAUGGUCCCCGGCCCAUCACGCCUCUCCAGCGUGUGGGGAUCGGCCAUUUGGUUGAUAUCCUUAGCAUGAUAUCUUCGGCCGUGGUGGAAGUGAAGAGGCUGAAAAUCGCGCGAAUGCAUAAUCUUCAAGACCAAGAUAACGCCGUGGUGCCAUUGUCCAUGUUCUGGCUAGUGCCUGCAUUGGCAUUUGCUGGUAUUGGAGAAGCAUUUCAUUUCCCCGGACACCUUGAAUUUUAUCACCAAGAAUUCCCCAAGCAUUUGAAAAAUACUUCGACUGCAGUAAUUUCCUUGGCAAUUGGCAUCGCUUUUUACUUGGGGAAUGCCUUGAUCGGCGUUAUUGAGCGAUCAACUGAUUGGUUACCGAACAAUAUAAACAAGGGGAGAUUAGACAACGUUUUCUGGGUAAUCACUGUUAUCGGAGGCUUCAACUUCUGUUAUUUUCUUGUAUGUGCUUCAAUGUACAAGUAUAGACCUAUUGAAGAAGAGGAAGUAGAUGAUGCUAUUGUUGUAAAUAAAGAAUGAGAAUGAAAAGCCAGAGGUGGUUUUGCUGCACCAUCUUAGAAUGUAAUAUCUUCAACAUGUUACUUAUUACAUUUCGAAUCUUGUGUUCCUACUAUCAUCAUUUGUUCUCUAGCCAAUGCAGCCAUCCAGGCAAGUUGAACGGGACCAAGCCAAAAUUCUUAUAUGAUUAAUGGUCACAUUGUAGUAUUCUUUAUAGGUGGAUUCCGGAGAAAACACAGGAUAACUAGGAAGGAAUCUUUGUAAAUUAUUUAAGGGAUGUACAGAGAGGCAAUGCUUUCUUCCU